UAUUAACAAAUUCUUUUAAUUAAAAGUACGCCAAACAUGUAAAUAUUGCAGGCGAAUAAAAAAACAAAUUGUUUAAACAAUAAAAACGAAACGAAAAAGUAAAUAAAAUCUACAAAAGCAACCAAACGAAAAAAAAGAAGAAAAAAAACGCUGUGGUUGUACGUGAAGAGCAAAGCCAAAAAAAAAGAAGCAGCCACGAAGUGAAAAUAAAUAAUACUUAAAAGAAAAUUAUUAAUAAAAGAUUUCGAUUUGUAUCGAAUAAGAGAAAUUUAUAAAUCUGCCGAUAUUUAUAAAUAAAACAUUAUGGCGGAUAUUGCAUAUCCCACAGGAUGCAAACCCCUAACAGAAGAUCUGGGAACGGAUGAACUAAUACGACGUUUAAAGACCUUAGCCAAUGUACUGCAGGCCAUGGGUCAAGAUGAUGGCAUGUAUCAACAGUAUAUACCAUUGUCCAUACAUCUAGCUGACUAUUAUUUUCUACAGCAUCAAUCACGUGAUGUACAACUGUUAGUAGCCUGUUGUAUAGCCGAUGUUUUACGUGUCUAUGCUCCCGAAGCACCCUAUAAAGAUCAAGAACAAAUUAAGACAAUAUUUAUGUUUUUCAUAAAACAAUUACAUGGUCUUAAAGAUCCAAAAGAUCCCUCGUUUAAACGUUAUUUUUAUUUAUUGGAAAAUUUAGCUUAUGUCAAGUCAUUUAAUAUGUGUUUCGAAUUGGAAGAUUGUGCUGAAAUAUUUUGUGAAUUAUUUGGCAUGAUGUUUAAAAUUGUUAAUGAGGAGCAUAGUACCAAAGUUAAAAAUUUCAUGAUUGAUAUCAUGUCUCCAUUGAUAAGUGAAGCCGAUAACUUUACCACAGACAUUUUGGAUAUAAUAUUAAUAAAUAUUGUUGAACCCAAAAAAUCACAAAAUAAAUUUGCCUAUCAAUUAGCUGAGCAGUUGAUUGUUAAAACCUGUGACUCUUUGGAAACCAUUAUUAAACUGUUCUUUAAUCAAGUUUUGGUUUUAGAUAAAAUUGAUAAUAAUUAUGAAAUCUGUCAUAAGGUCUACGAUUUAAUCUAUGAAUUACACAUUAUAUGUCCGAAUAUUUUGUGUUCAAUUUUGCCUCAAUUGGAAUGUAAACUUAAAUCUUCAAAUGAACAAGAGCGUUUAAAGGCCGUUGCCCUAUUGGCACGCAUGUUCUCCGAAAAAGGUUCUCAACUGUCAAAAAAACACUCUGCCUUAUUGCGCAUGUUUUUGGGUCGUUUCUGUGACAUAUCCGUUAGCAUACGCGUCAAGUGUGUACAAUCAUCUAUGCACUUUUUACUCAAUCAACCCCACCUGCGUGAAGAUAUCAUAUCAUGUCUGCGUGCCCGUCAACAUGACUCCGAUGAAAAUGUACGCUAUGAAGUUGUUAUGUCUAUAGUGGAAACAGCAAAACGUGAAUUUACCAUAGUUUGUGAAUCAGAAGAUCUAUUAGAUUUUGUGCGUGAACGUACGUUAGAUAAAAAAUUCAAAAUACGUAAAGAAGCCAUGUGGGGCUUGGCUUUUGUGUAUAAAAAAGCCAUUUGUGAGCCCAACAAAUUAACGGAGGAUGUUAAAAAGUCCAUAGAAUGGAUUAAAAAUAAAAUAAUGCAUGGUUAUUAUAUGCCCACCCUAGAAGAUCGUUUACAAGUUGAACGUUUAUUAAUCACCUCUUUAGUGCCCUAUAAACUAACGCCAGUGGAACGUAUGAAACAAUUGUAUCAUUUAAUGGGCACCUUUGACGAUAAUGCCACCAAGGCAUUUAUAGAAUUACAAAAGAAUCAAAUGAAAACACGCAAAACCGUCCUAGAAUGGGUAAAAUUGCAUAAAACUAAAGAAUUAACACCAUCAUUACAAAAUCAAUUGAAUGUCAAACAAGCGAUCAUUUGUAAACUCUUAGCAGAUCCCCUUAAAGCCUCUGAAUAUCUAACACGUUUUAGUUCGAAUCUACGUAAAGAUCCGACACUGUUUCGUUAUAUGGAAACCAUAUUAAAACGUGAUGUUUCUUGUAAAGAUUGUGCUGAUACAAUGUCGUUGUUACUCAAGAAGUUGGGUACACCGAUAAUGACGAAUCUAUAUUAUCAAACGGUGAAAAUGUUAAUCGAACGUAUUGCUUCGGUAAUGAUUGAUAAGGAGUCAGUGUUUAUAUUAAUUGGUUUAAUAGAAGAUUGUAUGCGUGGUGGAGAGACAGCUAAAGAAAUUGGCCUAUCACCUAGUGAGGCUGGUGAACAAGGUUUAAAAUUAUUAACUGCUUUAUCAUAUCUAUUUUCACCACACUUUUUCACCGACAAAACACUUCGACACAUGAUUUCUCUGCUCAGCUAUAAUGUUGACUAUGCUGCUCCUCUCAUUCUAAAAUCUCUAACACAUUUGGGUCGUUAUAAACCUCUAAUAAAUGUUGAUCCCAACAUACUUGAAGAAUUGGCGCCAGUCUGUAAAGAUUUUGCUGUUGAGGGUACACCGAAACAGGCGAAACAUGCUGUUCGCUGUAUAUUUGUCAAUACACAAGCGGUAGUUAAUGGCGGCACUGAUUGUGCGAAUACACCAAAAAUGAUACAUCCAAUAUUUAAUGAUAUCAUGGAUAAUUUACGUCUUACCUUAAAACCGAAUUGUCUUAAACAACGUACAAAAGUUGUUACCAUGGGUCAUAUAGCCUAUAAUAUGCCCAAGGCAUUUGCCGAUAAAAUCAAAAAUAUGAUUGCACGACGUAUAGUCAAAGAAUUACUGAUACAGCCUGUACCUGAAGAUAGGGUCUGUUCGAAGAUCGAAGGUGAUUGGUGUGAACAAGAACAGUUGCCUACAGAUACUUUAUGUAAAUUAGAUGGUUUAAAGACAAUGGCACGUUGGCUAUUGGGUCUGAAAGAUGAUGAGGCAUCGGCUAAGAAAACAUUCCGCAUGUUAAUUGCCUUUAUACAUCAUGGCGGUGAUUUGUUGAAUCAUAAACGUAUGUUUGCAGCCGAAUCAUCAUGGUUUAGAGUGGCUGCUGCCUGUGCCAUGCUUAAAGUGUGCGAACAGAAAGGUGUAGGAGAUCAAUACACUGCCGAGCAGUAUUACAGUUUAGCACAAUUAAUGUGUGAUCCUGUGCCUCAAGUCCGUGAAAUGUUUGCCCGCAAAUUGCAUAAAGGUUUAAAUAAGGGUUUACCCAGCAAUUGUUUACCAUUGGAUUUUAUGGGUUUCUAUGCUUUUGCUGGUAAUGAAACGGAUAAAAAAUUAUUGGACUUAAAACGUCAAUUUUUGGAAGCUGAUAUCAAUCGAAGACGUGAAUAUCUAAAAACAAUACAAACCACAACUCCAGACAUUUCUUCGGAACAACGUUUACACCUACUACCUGAUUUUAUAUUAGCUUUUGCUAUACCCAUUUUAGUACAUGAUCCGAAAUUUACCGAUCAUGAGGAUCGUGUACAAUUAAAACAAAUUGAGAAAUGUUUACGCUUUAUAUUAGAUCCUUUAAUGGCUAAAACUGAGGCCUUUUCAUAUAGUUUCUAUAAGAAUUUAAUUGAAUUAAUGAAGGAUCAUUAUGUGGUAACGCCGAAUGAAGAUAUACAAGCCUAUAAUUUGAAAAUGUGGGCUUGUUGUGAUCUCGCUAAUUAUAUAAUUUGUUCCAAAAUGGGACAAUGUGAUUUAACGCCAAACAAAACAUUCAAUGUACCCAUUAAAUUACCACCCUUAUAUUUCCAAAAACCACCCCCCGAGUCACAAGAUUUUCUACCAAAUACCAAAAUCUAUAUACCCUACGAUAUGUAUUCAUUGAUUACUACUUUGGGUCCUGCUAAGAAAAUAGCAAAUGCCUUGAAACCCACUACGAGUGGUGGUCACUCGACAAUAAAAUCUAAUGCUGACAAACGUCCAGCCUCCGAACAUUUAACCUCAAUAGAUCAAAAUUCAUUGGAAAAUGCUUCAUUGUUUGAUGGUGUUAAGGAUGAUAAUACAGAACCCAGCGCUAAAAGAACUCGAACUAAUGCCAUGCGUGCGGGUAAAACGUAAAUGUUAUUUAAUAAAUUAUACAGGAAUUUUUUUUAUUUUAUAUAUACUAUAUAGUCUAUAAUAAAUGACAACAAUAAUAGCAACAACAACAACAACAUUCUUGGUAGAUCCAGUUGACCACUUAACAACAACAACAAACAAACAAACCCUACAGAAAAAAAUUUAUAAAAAAAACUUAAAAUGGGGGAUUUAACACAAAGAAAAGGGAAUUUUUAAAUACAAAAUAUAAAUAAAAAAGAAAAAAAUAUCUGUACUUGUAAAUUAGUAAUAUUCGUUUUUAAGUCUUCUUAUUUUUUAAUGUUUAAUUUAAUUUUUAUUUAAUUCUUAAUUUUAUAAAAGAAACAAAAGAAAACAAAACAAAAUACAAAUAACACACCAAGUGUAAUAGUUGAUAACGUAAACUGUUUAAUAUUUUGUAGCAAAACUUUUUGCCAAAAUAAUUCAAGAAAAAAAAAAUAUGUUAAAAUAAUAAUAAAUAUAGGCAUGUAAAACAACAACAAAAAAAAAGAGUUCCAAUUGAUUGGAAAACAAAAAAAUAUAUAUAUAUAUAAAUAUUGUGUAAUUUUUGUUCUAAUGAAAAGGGAAUAAAUACUGCGAAGUUUA
Lucilia cuprina (Australian sheep blowfly) is the source of this 4584-nucleotide messenger RNA. RefSeq names its product sister chromatid cohesion protein PDS5 homolog B-A (gene pds5). Bases 304 to 3981 code for a protein of 1225 amino acids. NCBI's taxonomy places the organism in Eukaryota, Metazoa, Arthropoda, Insecta, Diptera, Calliphoridae. Gene Ontology annotation, biological process: DNA repair; mitotic sister chromatid cohesion. Gene Ontology annotation, cellular component: nucleus; chromatin. The record is from RefSeq and is a predicted model, not a curated record. The transcript has 13 exons.